ACAGAAAAGUGGAGGUCUACUCAAAGGGCGCUCUGCAGCAGCACAUUCUUCGGAAAGGAGGUUGUCUCUCCGAUCCUUUGAGCGCCAGACUUGCAGAGUGCACCGACGAGACUUUGCUAGCUUUCGGUCUUCUGCUUCGAGAUUUGCGAGCUUACAGAACUCGCACAGCCAUCUGGAGCUAGAGUUUCCCGUUGAAACUCUUCCGACAUUUCACGCAACUCGGUUGCUGUGCUAGAGAUCAUCAUCAUCUCAGUACUUCUCUCGGCGUUCUUCGACACAAGUCGAGCCAGGAACAAUGGAGAUCGGAAGUGCCAGCGACAACAAACAAUCCGCGGAAAUCGCGCGGACUGUAAUUCUGGUUUUUGCUGUCAGCGCAACGCUUUUCAUGGUCACGGAUUAUGCCUCGAUGGCAGCCCGAUUCUGCUAUAAGGUAUACGCACUGGGCGUAUACUAGCAUGGCCCAGGGGAACCAGCUUCACCCAUAAAAUGACCACACAAUUGCUACGUAGCGAACUUAUGAAUAUAAGUUCUUCAGAGCAGCAGUGCUCGAAGAAGUCAAAAUUCUGAAUUAUUUAUAGUUUCAUUGUUCUUGAGUUGCCAGAACUCGUCACAAAGAUGCACAUUACAUCUCAAUUGUACAGAUUUUACUUCGAGUAAUGAAUUCACGGGAACUAUUUUAACUU
This is a messenger RNA of Marchantia polymorpha subsp. ruderalis, 683 nucleotides long. NCBI's taxonomy places the organism in Eukaryota, Viridiplantae, Streptophyta, Marchantiopsida, Marchantiales, Marchantiaceae. The record is from the annotation of a GenBank genome assembly.